This is a messenger RNA of Neoarius graeffei (lesser salmon catfish), 5962 nucleotides long. RefSeq names its product solute carrier family 17 member 5 (gene slc17a5). The record is from RefSeq and is a predicted model, not a curated record. NCBI's taxonomy places the organism in Eukaryota, Metazoa, Chordata, Actinopteri, Siluriformes, Ariidae. Gene Ontology annotation, molecular function: transmembrane transporter activity. Bases 526 to 1818 code for a protein of 430 amino acids. Gene Ontology annotation, biological process: monoatomic anion transport; transmembrane transport. The transcript is spliced from 12 exons.
AACGAUGGACCGUGUGGCAUCUGAUACAGAAACUGAUGAUUAUGAGCAGCCUUUGCUUCAUCGGAAAAAGGACGAUGGCAUAAAAAGAGACCUUACUUAUUGUACGUUAACUUUUCCCCCUUGAACUGUCUGGGAAGCAGCUGUCAGGUGAAAACACCUCCUCACUGACAGAAGUUUGCAGCAUCUAAGCUGUAAUGGAAAUAUUUUGCAAGAAUAACUUGGAAGUCAAGUGACAUCAGACGUCUACUUACAGAUGGUGCAGCAUUAUACCAUUGAUGAACUUCCACUACAGAUCCGAUUGGUUUCUACCAUUUAAGUGUUCACAUAAUUUUGACUAACCCUAUACACAUUGUCCACAGGUAGUAAUCAUCCAUAUGUAUAUUUGUGUGUCAUUAUGUACUUGUUUUGAAACAUCUUUUUGUUCUCACAGCUCCUGUGCUAGGUUCUUCACGUUAUGGCCUGGCCUUACUGUCCUGCUAUGGCUUCUUUGUGGCGUAUGCACUGCGGGUGAAUCUGAGUGUAGCCAUGGUGGAUAUGCUGAAAAACAGUAGCAGCAGUACCAGUGUCAACGACUCUGUGUGCCCGAGGCAUAUCGGUCCAGCACGGCCCAAACAUAACCACACAGCCAGCGUAUAUGACUGGGACUCAGAGACUCAGGGCUGGAUCUUGGGCUCCUUCUUUUAUGGUUACAUCAUUACUCAGAUCCCAGGAGGCUACAUGGCACGCAAAUAUGGUGCCAAAUGGCUGCUGGGCUUCGGCAUUCUGGGAACUGUGAUUUUCACUCUGCUAACACCUGUGGCUGCAGACCUGGGAGCUGGGUAUCUCAUUGCAGUCAGGGUAGUAGAGGGCAUAGGGGAGGGAGUGACGUUUCCUGCUAUGCAUGCGAUGUGGGCAUCCUGGGCUCCACCCUUAGAGAGGAGUCGACUGCUUACUAUCUCUUAUGCAGGUGCCCAGCUUGGCACUGUAGUUGCCCUUCCCCUAUCUGGUCAUAUAUGUUUUUACCUGGAUUGGACAUACGUCUUCUAUAUAUUUGGAGCUAUUGGGCUACUCUGGUUUUUCCUGUGGGCUUUUCUGGUCAGUAACAGCCCUGACACACACAGAAGGAUAUCAGAGAUCGAGAAGACCUACAUAAAAGCUUCCUUGAAAAAAGAGCUGUCCCCCACUUCAGCCUACAUCCCCUGGCUGUCCAUUCUCACAUCUAUUCCACUAUGGGCCAUAGUUGUUGCACACUUCUCCUACAACUGGACAUUUUACACACUGCUGACUCUCUUACCCACUUACAUGAAUGACAUUCUGGGCUUCAGCAUUAAGGAGAAUGGGAUGCUCUCUGCUCUGCCCUACUUGGGUUGCUGGCUGAUGUUUAUGGGAGGAGGUCAGUUCGCAGACUACCUGAGGGAGACCUGUCUUUUCCGCACUGUGUCUGUGCGCAAGGCCUUCACUAUAGUCGGUUUGGUGGGGCCAGCUGUGUUCCUGGUGGCAGCAGGAUACACUGACUGCAACUACAUUCUGGCUGUUGUUUUCCUCACUGUCUCCUCGAGUCUGGGAGGCUUUUCAGGAUCUGGAUUUAGCAUCAAUCAUCUUGACAUUGCACCAUCGUAUGCUGGAAUAUUGCUAGGAAUCACAAACACGUUCGCAACUAUACCUGGCAUGGUGGGUCCUGUGAUAGCGAGAUCAUUGACCAAAUCUAACACUAUUGUGGAAUGGCGAACAGUCUUCUUUAUCUCAGCUGCUAUAAAUUUGUCCGGGGCUGUCUUCUACACAUUGUUUGGAAAAGGUACAGUACAGCCUUGGGCAGUCCAGAACGUAAAUAUAGAAUAAAAAUGUUUUUAAGGGAUUGAAAGGACACUGUGGCAUGAAGAAUUUGGAGGAUGGAUUCAGAUGCUUCUGUUUGAAGAUUUUGAAUGUUGUCUCACAUUUUAAGUUUUAAAAGGAUAUUCUGGUGUUUUUUGAUCUGCCAUUGUUUUUUCCACUUCUCUGUUACUUUGAAGCUUUUUUUCUUUUUUUUUUUUCUUUUUAUAAUUUAGGGAAUCAAUAUUUUCACAUCACACUUGUCUUCAGCCAGCGUAAAUCUAAAAUAGCAGAAAUUGUCCUAAAACCAGAGGUGGCUUGUGUAUCGGAGUAGGAAGGGAAGAGCUGAUAUUUGUCAGCUGUUGAACAAAUAUUAAUCUUCAUAAAGUCCUUGUUCACAACUCUGUUACUAAUUACCUCUUUUAAGUGACCAACAAUUUAAAAAAAAUUAUUUGACAGAAGUCAUGUUCUGUUUAUUUCUUCACCUUUCUACAUGUUGUCCCAUAAUUGUGUAGCUCACCCAUUGCCUAGCUUAACUUCUGUAGUGUUAUUAUUCCACCUAGUGGUCAAAAAUGGGAACUGUGAAAAAAGGGACGCAAUGAUGCUGCUAUACUGGCUCUGUGAACAUUUUUAAUGGAGGAGGAGGAGCUGGCAGAAUAUUUUUAAACCAGUCCAAUGUGGCAACCCUAAGAUCUUAUUUUAGAGUGCAUAAUUAGACUUAAAUCUAAGGAAGUACAGACUGUGUGUCUAUGAUGGGCAAACCCAUUUCUGUUUUAAAAUAUAUUACAAAGAUUAGGAUCGGGGAAACGGGGAGUAUGGACUGGAUAAUGUCUGUAUAUGAGAAAUGCAUGCACACCAUGGUGACUUUGUUUCCCAUAUAAAGACUGUGGGGAAAGAUGCUGCAACAUGGCAUGCUGAAUGAGGGUGUGUUGUCAAAACUCAUCUCCCAAGUACACGGAUUCACUAGAUUGUAGUCUAUAGUUCUAGUAGAGUCUGAUGGCCCCUUGACUUAAUUUUGUUUGAAACUAUGUUGUUAAUCAUGUUGUCCUACCCCAUCAAAAUCUAUGGUCGUGAGCGCUUGCUUAGAAUUCCAAAUAUUUUAGAGCUAAGAAACAAGGUGCCUCACCAGGUGUUAAGUUGGUCAGUGUGAAUAGUGAAUUAUGAUAUUACAAAAUCAUGAUGUACAAAUAAAAUGAACCUGUCUGAAAAGUAAUUUUAUUGAAGGGGAAAGCACGUGGGACGUCACAGACUCUUCUUUACUUCUGGUAGCGGUUACUUUCGCUUUAUGUUGACUUUAUCUAGAUGAACACUGCAAAAAAUUGAAAACUGAAUUUGAGGAGAAAAUUACAAUACCAGUGAAGUUAUCUUCCUGCAUGGACAGAUAAUUUUACUUGACAAGACAUCUUGGAAUAAGUUGGUUGCAACCUAGAACUAGGUUUAAUAAUCUCAGAAUUGGUGUCUUGUAUUCUUCUAACAGGAAAUGCUAGAUUGUUUCAACUAUUUUCAAGAUAUUUUCACUUGCUAAGAUAUCAUUUUUUGCAGUGCAUAAUUUCACAAACCUGGUCUAUUGAACCAAUGGAAACCAGGUGAGUGGGACUGUAGUCUAUUGAAGCAAAAAUUAAUAACUAUUUCUUUUUAAGUAUUAGUCUCGCCAGACCAAUUCUUACCAUUUCUUUGUGCGUGUCUGGGGGGGGGGUCUGUUUUUUCUCUCUACUUGCUAGGAUAUUCUUGUUAAAAAUGUUUGUAAAUCUGUAACUGUAAAGGGUGGUAAUGUUCAGUAUGUGCAGAAAGAAAUUCCUCUUGAGCUACAAGUCUUCUAUCAGCAGUGACUGAUAAGUAGGUCAUUGCUCUCUACGUGCUAUUUUGCAACCCCGAAUCAGAAAAAGUUGAAAUAGGAUUAUUCAAUUUAAAACUGAAAACAAUGAUUUGUUUAAAAAAAAAAGAGAAACUUUGACCUGUAUUGCACCUAAAACAAUAAAACAGCACUUUAUUUGAUGUUUUACCUCAUGAAUUUUAUUUUAUUUUAUUUUAUUUUAUUGCUUAAAUAAAUACUUUUCAGUUUUGGUUAUUGUAACCCAUUUCCAAAAAGUUGGGAUGGUAAGGCAUUUACCAUUUUUACAAUGGUCACAUUCCUUCUCAUAACACUUAACAGAUGAUUAGGGGCUUGAAGACACCAAGUUAUGAAGCGUUUCAGUUGAUAUUUUGUUUAUGCUAUUCUUCCUGCAAACUGGUCUUCAGGUGUGCGAGAUAUAUAUACUGUGUGUGUGUAUGUGUGUGUAUAUAUAUAUAUAUAUAUAUAUAUAUAUAUAUAUAUAUAUAUAUAUAUAUAUAUAUAUAAAAUAUAUAUAUUUUUUUUAUUUAUUUAUAUUUUUUUUCAAAAUUUGCCACACAUUCUCUGUUGGGGACAGAGGGAACAGGCAUCCUCCUCUUCUGCAGCCAAGCCUUUGUAAUGUGUGCAGAAUGUGGUUUAGCAUUGUCUUGUUGAAAUGUCCCCAGAAACCAUGUUGUCUUGAAAGUAGAAUAUGUUGCUCCAAAAUCUCAGUGUACUUUACUGCAUUAAUGCUGCCAGCGUAGAAGUGUAAGUUACCCAUGCAAUGAUAGACCCUGGCUUUUGGACUUGUUGGUAACAGUCUGGAUGGUUCUUUUCGUCUUUGGAUUAAAGCACACGGUGUCCAUUUCUUCCAUAAAAGCCUUGGAAUACUGAUUUGUCUGAUCACAAUCCACAUUUCAAUUGUGUGAUGGUCCAUCCCACAUGCCUCUGAGCCCAGAGCAGUUGAUGGUGCUUCUGGACACAGUUAAUAUAAGGCUUCCUUUUUGCACAGUAAAAUUUUAACUGGCAUUUGUGGAUGUAACUCCAUAUUGUAGUGCUUGACAAAGUUUUGCCAAAGUAAUCCUGAACCCAUGUGGUUACAUCAGCUAUAGAUGAAUGAUGGUUCUUGAUGCAGUGCCGUCUGAAAGAUUGGAGAUCACGGGUGUUCAGUUUAGGCUUGCGCCCUUGCCCUUUGCACAAAGAAAUUCCUCCAGAUUCCUUGAAUAGUUUAAUGAUAUUAUGCACCAUAGGUGAUGAAAUAUCAAAAAUAUCUUCCCAUCUUUCUUUGAGGAACAUUGUUUUUAAACAUUUCAAUAAUUUUCUCAUGCAUUUGUUAACAAACUGGAGAUCCUCAGCCCAUCUUUGCUCCUAAGUCGAGGCCUUUCCUGGAUACUGAUUUUGUACCAAAUCAUGAUUACAAUCGCCUGCUGAUAUCACCUGUUUCAAAUCAUAUGAUCAUUUUAAUUUUUCCCCCUCAUUACUAGCCCUAAAUUGCCUCAUUCCAACUUUCUUUGGAAUGUGUUGCAGGCCUGAAAUGCAGGAAUGGAUAUAUAUUAACAAAUUAAAUGGCAUUAACCAGACAAAACCUGAAAUAUCUUGGGUUUAUACUGUCUGGAAAAAAAAUACAAGUUAAAGUAAAUUUAGAAAUCACUGCUUUUUUUUUUUUGCAUUUUCAUACCAUCCCAACUUUUUGAGGUUGCAUAUUUUUAUACUUAUGUUCUGAAUUACUGUUGGUUAUAAUGAUUUUGAAGACAGUGCAAAUAUGAUGUAAAGUUUGUUUUAUUUUUUACGUUAAUAGUAAGGAAAUGUCUGAAAUCCACUGGGCUGGAAUCAAAUUGAAUCAAUUUUUUUAUUUGUUGAAAAAAUGAGGGGAAAAAAAAGCCAGUAUUGAGCACCUACAUAAUGUUCUUUUAUUUAAUCUUGGGAUUGUGCCUUACUUUUAUUGUAAGUCUGUAAAGCAGCUGAAUUGUAAAACACUUGGCCAACAAUCUGAGAUUUUACAUUGUUUUCAUUUCUCUCUGUUUACAUUAAUGUGGGUAGUAUGAUGUUAUAAAAGGGAGGAGGUAUCUUUGCUUGUUUUUGGAUUCUUAAGGUUUUUUUUUUUUUUCUUUAGCUUAUUGUAAUUUAUUGUUUACAUGAGACAUGAAGUCAGAUAUCUCAGGAAUGGAGAUUAUGGAAAGAAAUGGAUGAGAAUGAAUGAUCCCUUAAGCGAGAAGAACAUUUGUCCCCAUGCAGUUUGCUACAUAGCUGUAGUAUUGUGUAAGCCAUAUUCAACAUUCAUCAGUGAAAAGUCUUGUAUUCACUUAAUUUCCCCAACUAUAAAAAAAUCAUGUUAAUUCAAAGUAAUUAAAAUGCGUAAAUCAG